AGUGGUCGUAAAUAAAAUAAUCACAAUAAUAAAUACUUGAAAUGUAUUUAAAUCCACGUCACCACUUUAAAUAUGAGUUGAAUUAUUUGUUUUAUUGUUAAAUCAACAUAUCGAAAAAUAUUAGCAUUAGCAGACUUUGAAUUCUUACUUGCGAUUUUUAAACUGUCCACUAGAGGGCGCCAAUGAUUAUUGAUAAACCAACUGUAACAUUGUUACGUAUGUAAAAUACUUACAUUUUUUAUUUAUUUAUUACUAAUGAAGGCUUCAAAUGACUGAAUAAAUCCCUGAAAGUUUACUAUUUUGUAGUACUUUUUGAAUUUGAGCAUGCAAUUUAAAAAUAAGAAAUAUAAAGUAAUAAAAAACACUGAAAAUUCAGAAAUAAUAUAAAGUAGAGAAAUAGUUUGGCGUUUGAAUAAAUAAUUAUUGGUAUUAAAAAAAAAAGGAGUUUGUUGCUUUAAAAAUGCUAAUAGCUUGUUUGGGUUUAAUGACGUCAUUUCCGGGGAAAGCUUUCUCGCAUCCUACUUUUUGUUGGGACCAGGGAGAGAAGUCUCGCGCAGGCGGAAUAAAGGAGGAAGAAAGUUGAAGACAGAAAUGCUCCAGGUUGUUGUUUGGACGUGUAAAAUGCAAGCCGGCGAGCUUUUGCGGAUCAUUUAACGGAGGAGCUUCGGUGUGUCCCGUGCAGGUGUGACAGUGUGAUCCUCCCUGGCUCCCAGCAUGCUGAGUUUCCUGCGCAGGACACUAGGGCGGCGCUCCAUCCGCAAACACGCGGAGAAAACUCGCUUACGGGAGGCCCAGCGUGCCACCACACACAUCCCGGCUGCCGGGGAUGCAAAGUCCGUCAUCACCUGCCGCGUGUCCUUGUUGGACGGGACGGACGUCAGCGUUGACCUGCCGAAAAAAGCCAAAGGCGAGGAGCUGUUUGACCAGAUCAUGUACCAUCUUGACAUCGUAGAGAAAGACUACUUUGGACUGCGCUUCAUGGACUCGGCACAAGUUCCGCACUGGCUCGAUGUUACAAAAAGUAUUAAAAAGCAAGUGAAAAUUGGCCCGCCCUACUGCCUUCACUUGAGAGUUAAGUUCUACUCCUCCGAGCCAAACAACCUGCAUGAAGAGCUCACCCGGUACCUUUUUGUGUUGCAGUUGAAACAAGAUAUCCUCAGUGGAAAGCUGGAGUGUCCGUUCGAAACGGUGGUGGAGUUGGCUGCCUUCUCGCUCCAGGCUGAACUCGGGGAUUGUGACCCACUCGAACAUACCUUGGCCCUCGUGUCAGAAUUCCGGUUUAUCCCCAACCAGACAGAGGAUGUGGAGCUGGCUGUAUAUAACGCAUGGAAGGAGUGCAGGGGUCAAACACCUGCCCAGGCUGAAAUUAACUUCCUGAAUAAAGCAAAGUGGCUUGAAAUGUAUGGCGUCGACAUGCACAUGGUCAAGGCACGUGACGGUAACGAGUACAGUCUGGGUUUGACACCCACUGGAGUUUUGGUGUUUGAGGGAGAAACCAAGAUUGGCCUCUUUUUCUGGCCCAAGAUCACUCGUCUGGAUUUCAAAAAGAGUAAACUGACCCUGGUGGUGGUGGAAGAUGACGACCAGGGCAAGGAGCAGGAGCACACCUUCGUCUUCAGAAUGGAUCACCCUAAGGCCUGCAAGCACCUCUGGAAGUGUGCGGUGGAACAUCACGCUUUCUUUCGGCUGAGGGGGCCCGUACAAAAGAACUCGGCACGCUCCGGCUUCAUUCGCAUGGGAUCACGCUUCAGAUACAGUGGAAACACGGAGUACCAGACAACAAAGUCCAAUAAAGCUCGGAGGUCGGCGUCCUUUGAGAGGAGGCCCAGUCGACGCUACUCCAGAAGAACCAUGCAGAACAGAGGACCCUUCCAUCCUCAGGAGGUUCUUUCGUCCGGCAACGGAGUCAGCUCCGGCAAAGACAACCAGGUCUCCUCCGGUAGAGGCGCCUGGUCAGGGGUGCCGGUGGUCAGCCUGGUGCCAGCCUCUGCCUGCGGCCCGCUGGAAAUAGAGCCUCUGCCCAGGAGUCCUGGAGGGGAAAAGAGAAGUUUACCGGUGGCUGCUGACCUGAUUGAAACGUGCAUUGAUGACGUCCUCAGGGCUUCUGUCGGUCCCACAGUGAAGGCUGGUGAUGACGCAGGACCGAGUAUCGCUUUCGCCCCGGCCAGCGCCGCCUGCGAAGACCUACUCGCCCUUACUGAAACAGCAGCUCGCCUCAAGCAGUUGGAGUUGGAGAGCAGUCCACGUCUGUCCAACAACAAGGUCAACAUCAACAUGGUCAUGAAUAACCAGGAGGACGUGGUGAAGCUGGCAGAGAAGUGUGGUCUGAAGAGUGCAGCGAGUAGUCCCGUGGUCACGCCCCUACGCACCCCAGACGACCUGAAAAGUAAUAUUCUGAAAGCCCAAUCUGAGGCCGCCGCCUUCAAGGGAUGUUUGGAGGACCAUGUGCCAGUGAUUGCUGAAAAAAACUGCAAUUUGCAUGAAUCAUCCUCCAGCAGUCGGCCUGAUGUCGCAGACACCUGGGACCUGUCCUCACUGGACUCUCCAGCAGGCACCACCAGUGCUGAGAGGUUAUGUGAAGAUUCAGCCCGCCCUCUACACAAGUUGACCUCGGAGUCCGUAGAAAGCGCCGCACUAAAGGUUAAAGUGGAAGAAGUUGACGUUCCAUACUCGCCACUGCCUGAUAAUCUGAUUGACUUCAGUGAUCCAGUCCUUUUACCAUCAGUGCAUCAAGCUAAAGUUGCCAUCACUCCUCGCUGGAUCAUUCCCACAGCUGCUCCUCCUGGUAUUUUUACUAUACGGCCUGCUGCACCCCGACCACCCCUGCAGAAGGGGGGGGCUCUGUCCCCCUCAGCCCCCCCUCACACCGCUCCCACAUUUAACACCAACCCAGUCAGCAUUACGGCUCCGCAGGAAGCCUCGGAGGCCGCAGCCACACCCACUGGUCUGCUGACUACUGAGCUCUGAUGCAACCAACAAGCAGGACCGUGAGUAUGUUGACAUUUAGUUUCCAGUCCACAUUGACACUGACCAGUGAGUGCCGGUGGUCACAUGACGUGGUCACAUGACGUGGUCACAUGAUGCUGACUUAAAAGACAUCCUGACAGUCGGACUGAAAAGGCGACAUGGAUCACAUUUUGUCAUGUAACACAUUAUUCUGCGUGAAGAGAUGACAACUGGACUCUCUCCUACACGUAUUAAUGGUAUGCACAUUCUGACCAGCCAUCUUUUGUUUUUUGGAACUUUUUGACCCACUGGAUAUCAUUUUUGUCACUGGACCCUUUUACAUUGUUAUGGAUGUCCAUCACCCGAGCUGGUACUUUUUAUCAUCAUGCUUUUAUUUUUGAUAUCGUAUGUAACCACGCUCUAAUUCUGCUGUCCUCUAACCAUACAUCAUUUGUGUCAGGACAGUCAAACUUUGAAAACUUUUUUUGUUUUUAAUUCCCAUGACUUUUGUUUCCAAGUUGAAUGUGAUCGUGUUGCUCUGCAAAAUGUGAAGUGUGCUCACACGUGGAAUUAGUCUUUUUUUUGCAUGGGAAAUUAGUAGCACUGAAAAUAAGGGCAACAUGAUCCCGGAUGUCUUCAUGCACCACACAAUAAUAUUUACAGUGUUACUUUGGUUUGGGCAGUCAUUUCUGUCAAUUCAAUUCAUUUGUUACACAGAUAGGAACACAGACUAAUUAUCAUUGAAGGUGUACAAUUUUUUUUUUACUUUUACUCAUAUUGAAUCUCAAGCGAUUCAUCAUUUUUAAAGAAUGAGUACAAAAAGUUGUUUUUUAAGUUAUGUCCAUGCAACCAGAAGGAGCUUUUCUAACCUGUAGUCUGUUUUCAAAAAGUUAUUUUAGAUAAUUAUACCCAAUACUACAUUGCAAAAAUGUCUUUGAAUUAGGGAUGCAUAAAAAAUGUAUUUACAUCUUAAUUAUAAAUUGUUUCAUAGAUUUUAAAAAGUUGAUAUUUUUUAAUUAAGAAUAUUAGGCCAUGUCCAUGCAAACAGGAGUUUAAUAAAGUUUUAAUAUUAUUACACAAAUAAUACAUAGAGAGAAUCAAGAAUUGUGUUAAAUCAAUCGAGAAUUGAAUCGUUAGGUACCUAAUAAUCACCACACCCUCAAUAAUUAUAGCUUUACAUCAGAAUAACACACUAUUUAAUAAAUGAAUAUUUCACAUCACAGUGUUUUUUUUAAUUUUUUUAGGUAAGAGAGGAGCUAAGCAGACAACACCUUCUUAUUUUUUCCCCCUGUCUUAAACUACAUAGUAUUUCUCACCUUCUUUAUCAAAGUGCUGGCACUUGCAUCUUUUUUUGGCCCCAUUGUGGAUUUGUUUGCCGCCAUCCUUUUUUUUUUUUUUUUUUAAAGCAUCAACUGAGUUAUUAACAUCUUUGCCAAGCACAAUUUAGCCCCAACAUGUUAGUGAAAUGAUCCGAGGCACCACUGUAGUAAAAUACCGUAUUUUUCGGAGUAUAAGUCGCUCCAGAGUAUAAGUCGCACCUGCCGAAAAUGCAUAAUAAAGAAGGAAAAAAAACAUAUGUAAGUCGCACUGGAGUAUAAGUCGCAUUUUGGGGGGAAAUUUAUUUGAUAAAAUCCAACACCAAGAAUACACAUUUGAAAGGCAAUUUAAAAUAAAUAAAUAAUAGUAAAGUGUACGUUAUAUGAGGCAUAAAUAACGGAUCAGCCACUUACGGCGCUCCUUAAAAAAGGUGGGAAAUAGUGAUAUUGGGAAAGGGGGGAAGAGUAAAAAAUAUCAGUCAGAGGCUGGACCCUCGGGAGGGGGUCCAUACUGAGUCCGAGGGAAAAAAACUCAUUUGCCAUUGCACACAUAAACAUAUAGAAUGGGAGAGAAAGCAGAGCUGACUUGGUUAAGUUUAAUGAGUUUACUUGCGUCUUUUAGAUAUAUAUCGGCCAUGUUGUAUAGCAGUGGUCCCCGACCACCGGGCCGCGGGCCGGUACCGGGCCGUGGCCCGAUUGGUACCGGGCCGCAGAAUAAUUUUUUUUAUUACAAAAAACAAUUUUUCUUUUAUUAAAUCAACAUAAAAAACACAAUAUACACUUACAAAUAGUGCACCAACCACAAAAAACUCCCUUUUUCAUAACAAAAACGUCCCUUUUUCAUGACAAAGAAGAAAAGAAGAAAAAAAAAAAAAAGACACCCCCCCACCCCGGGCCGCGGGACAAAUUGUUAAGCGUUGACCGGUCCGCGGAUACAAAAAGGUUGGGGACCACUGUUGUAUAGGACUGACAAGAUCAAUUUCCUUGCAUUUCAGUGCUUUAAUGGCAAUUUAACUCAUUUACGCUUAUCAAAGCUCCGAGAAUGAAGCGUAUCGUUGUCUGGCGCCAUCUGGUGGUAAACGGGCGCAAUUACACCAAAACAAAACGGCAAAAACAAGCUCUAUUUGGUUUUCAUGAAAAAAAAGCAUACCGUAUUUUUCGGAGUAUAAGUCGCACCGGCCGAAAAUGCAUAAUAAAGAAGAAAAAAACAUAUAUACGUCGCACUGGAGUAUAAGUCGCAUUUUGGGGGAAAUUUAUUUGAUAAAAUCCAACACCAAGAAUAGACAUUUGAAAGGCAAUUUAAAAUAAAUUACCCAAAAUGUUGAAAGAGCCAUAUUGGACCAAAAAUACAAAAACAAAUCUGUCUGGAGCCGCAAAAAAAAAGUCAAUAACAUCAACAAAACUCACCUUUGUGCGAUCACGCACAACGUUAAAGGUUUGGUGGACAAAAUGAGGCAGAAAAAGAAGUGGCAUAAAUCACGUCUUAGAAAGUCGGAGAAAUUAUGCAUGUAAAUAAACUAGGGUGAGUUCAAGCACCGCUAAAAUUAGUAGGACAAAACGGCGCUUGCCAAAUACUCGAAUCAGUGAAGCAUGUUUAAUAUAAACUGUGUGCUUUAUAGCUAUUAGGGAGGUUUGUGUGAUGUUUGUCCUCCUACAGAAACCAUAUUAAAACAAAAAAUAUGUUUUUUUCCCCCUCAUCAUUUUCAUUUUUUAUAUAUUUUUGAAAACGCUCCAGAGAGCCAUACGUUACUUUCUAAAUAUUCCGGUGUCUACUAAUUUCAGUCCAUAAUUUCUUUGAAAUCCUACUAAAUCAGGGGUCGGCAACCCGCGGCUCUGGAGCCGCAUGCGGCUCUUUAGCGCCGCCCUAGUGGUUCUCUGGAGCUUUUUCAAAAAUAUAUGAAAAAUGGAAAUGAUGAGGGGAAAAAAACAUAUUUUUGGUUUUAAUAUGGUUUCUGUAGGAGAACAAACAUGACACAAGCCUCCCUAAUUGCUAUAAAGCACACAGUUUAUAUUAAACAUGCUUCACUGAUUUCUAGUAUUUGGCGAGUGCCGUUUUGUCCUACUAAUUUUGGCGGUCCUUGAACUCACCGUAGUUUGUUUACAUGUACAACUUGCUGACAUUUUCUUUGUCUCUUCCGCGAAUGAGAGAAAUAGUAUUAUUUGAUAUUUUACGGAAAUGUGUUAAUAAUUUCACACAUAGACGUUCCGGAGUAUAAGUCGCAGUGCGACUUAUACUCCGAAAAAUACGGUACUUUCUAAAUAGUCCGGUGUCUACUAAUUUCAGUCCAUAAUUUCUUUGAAAUCCUACUAAAUCAGGGGUCGGCAACCCACGGCUCUGGAGCCGCAUCCGGCUCUUUAGCACCGCCCUCUGGAGCUUUUUCAAAAAUAUAUGAAGAAUGGAAAUGAUGAGGGGGGAAAAAAACAAAUUUUUUGUUUAAUAUGGUUUCUGUAGGAGAACAAACAUGACACAAACCUCCCUAAUUGUUAUAAAGCACACAGUUUAUAUUAAACAUGAUUCGAGUAUUUGGAGAGCGCUGUUCUGUCCUACUAAUUUUGGCGGUCCUUGAACUCACCGUGGUUUGUUUACAUGUACAACUUGCUGACAUUUUCUUCGUCUCUUCCGCGAAUGAGAUAAAUAAUAUUUGAUAUUUUACGGUAAUGUGUUAAUAAUUUCACACAUAAGUCGCACCCCCGGCCAAACUAUGAAAAAAACUGCGACUUAUAGUCCGGAAAAUGCAGUACUUACUAAAUAUUCCGGUGUCUACUAAUUUCAGUCCAUAAUUUCUUUGAAAUCCUACUAAAUCAGGGGUCGGCAACCUGUGGCCCUGGAGCUGCAUGCGGCUCUUUAGCGCCACCCUAGUGGCUCUCUGGAGCUUUUUCAAAAAUAUAUGAAAAAUGGACAAGGAUGAGGGGAAAAAAACAUAUUUUUUGUUUUAAUUUGGUUUCUGUAGGAGAACAAACAUGACACAAACCUCCCUAAUUGUUAUAAAGCACAGUUUAUAUUAAACAUGCUUCACUGAUUCGAGUAUUUGGUGAGCGCCAGUUUGUCCUACUAAUUUUGGCGGUCCUUGAACUCACCGUGGUUUGUUUACAUGUAUAACUUUCUCCGACUUUCUAAGACGUGUUUUAUGCCACUUCUUUUUCUGUCUCAUUUUGUCCACCAAACUUUUAACGUUGUGCGUGAAUGCACAAAGGUGAGUUUUGUUGAUGUUAUUGACUUGUGUGGAGUGCUAAUCAGGCAUAUUUGGUCACUGCAUGACUGCAAGCUAAUCGAUGCUAACAUGCUAUUUAGGCUAGCUGUAUGUACAUAUUGCAUCAUUAUGCCUCAUUUGUAGCUAUAUUUGAGCUCAUUUAGUUUCAUUUAAGUCCUCUUAAUUCAAUUUAUAUCUCAUGACACACCAUCUGUAUGUGAUAUGGCUUUUAAUUUUUUGCGGCUCCAGACAGAUUUGUUUUUGUAUUUUUGGUCCAACAUGGCUCUUUCAACAUCUUGGGUUGCCGACCCCUGCUUUAAUGCUAAUCAUCAAACUCCUCUGCCGCCCCCUUGUGGAAAUAAUUCAUUCCAACCAUUAUUUUUCUUCCUGAGCAUCUCAAAUUGUUAUUUUGUACUUGUAAAAUGAAAGUGUAAUUGUAUAUUUUCUACUUGAUUCUUACUAGCCUGUGCAUUGUGAUGAGGUGCAGUUAUUUAUGUUAGCGCUCACGUAGCACACGUCUUGUGUAUUUAGCAUCUAGACGGCAUGACUUCUCGCAGUAUUGUCACCACAGUUAUUAACGAGGACAAGUUCAGUUUAAGUCAUUGAAGAAAAGAAAAGAUGUAGACAACUUUUUUAAACUGAUGUCUGAUAUUUUUAUGAUGAACGUUCAGUCUUGUUAGCGCUCACUUUUGGGGAAUGUACAAGUUUUAUGCUGAAGGGACCACAUCAAUAUAUAUUUUUUUUAAUCAACAAUGAGACAAUGAGCAGUGUCAAUGAGGAGUAAAUAAAAGUCAUUCAGUUUCUGGUGUUUUCAUGAAUGAAGCAGUUAGUGAUUGUAUUAUUUAUUACACUGUUUACUCUCUCACUAACUUACUUCAAACAAACCAUCUCUACAAUUCACACAAUCGAACAUCUCUAACACAAAAUGGGUUCAUCUGAAAAAACGGUUGUUACAUGAACAGAAAAGAAUAAAAAAAAAUUGUGUCCAAAAA
This is a messenger RNA of Nerophis ophidion (straightnose pipefish), 8445 nucleotides long. It is a transcript of the gene epb41l5, whose product is annotated as erythrocyte membrane protein band 4.1 like 5. The record is from RefSeq and is a predicted model, not a curated record. Gene Ontology annotation, molecular function: cytoskeletal protein binding. Gene Ontology annotation, cellular component: cytoskeleton. Lineage: Eukaryota; Metazoa; Chordata; Actinopteri; Syngnathiformes; Syngnathidae. The transcript has 26 exons. Bases 715 to 2967 code for a protein of 750 amino acids.